Molecule: messenger RNA, 1481 nt
Organism: Parasteatoda tepidariorum (common house spider)
Lineage: Eukaryota; Metazoa; Arthropoda; Arachnida; Araneae; Theridiidae
Source: RefSeq, a predicted model, not a curated record
GAUUGGGCUACAAAUUCAACUCGCCAAGCCUUAGAGAACUCGGUGUCUUAUACAUAUUAUGCCUUGUAUGGUAUAAUAUUCUUCUACACAUUCUUCAUAUUGCCAUUAGCUUACUUUUCCUAUGAAGAACAAGAUGAAGACAAUAGACCUUCAAUUAGAGUAUUCACUACAGCUUUCUUGUACACUUUGGUAUUUCUUCUGGUGAUAGCUGGAUUGUUGAUUGCUGGUGUCUUUAUACCUUUCAAGUCUGCACCUCCUUCAAAUUCAACAGAGUGGGGGAAAAUGGAAUUUUUGAUUAAGGAAUUAUACAAAAGUAGAGGAAAAGAUGCUGUCUCAUUUGUUGUAAAUGUUAUCACAAUAUAUGGCAUGAUGAAUCUCAUAUUAUAUACUAGUGUGGGUUUAGCUUCAUUUCCUAUAAAUAUGAUUAAAGGAUUUCGUUCUUUAACUGAAGAGGAAGCACUUUUAUCUGAUACCCAAGCUACUACUCAAACUAAAAUAAAUGCACUUCGAAGCAAGCAAUCUAAAAGGCAGUUGACAUCUAGGGAAGUUGGUGAGUUAGCUGAUUUGGAAGAAGAAGUGAGCCUAAUUUCAAGACGGUCAUCAGUUCUAGAAAGUGAAAAAAGAAGAUUAUAUAACAAAUGUGGACCAUGCAUACGGAUUUUAAAUGGGUCAUUUGGGAUUAUUGGCCUUAUUUUCUCAUUGACGUUUUUUAUUUCACUGCUCAUAUGCAACAUUGAUAAGAUUGUAAACUCACUUGGUAUGAAGAUGGGCUAUAUUUUGAAAGAAAAUAUGAUGCCUAAUCCAUUAGAUUUUAUUAUGGUUCAAGCUCAGAAGAUCUUUCCUCUUGAUUAUGUUUUGUUCUUCCUUAUAAUUUUGUUUCUUGUGAUCUGCACUGUAUCUGGUAUGCGGUUUCUUGGCAUUUGUUGCUUUUGCAUUCCAAUGUAUAAAGUUAGGCCAGGACGAACGCCACCUCAAGGGUUGAUUAUGCUCGCUUUCAUUCUUAUGUUUGCUGUUCUAGCAUUCCACAUACUGUUAUACUUAGUUCUUCCUACUUACACUACUUUCGGCAGCCAGUAUUAUUGCAAACCUGGAAACUCAACAUGUGAUCUUAAACCUUGUACUCUUGAUGCUUCACCUGAUGAUUGUGUCAUGACCAGAGGAGCCUCUUUUGUUUUAAGUUUUGCAUACAAAGCUUGGAUCUUUGCUGCCGUUUAUUACUGGCUAUCCUGGGUAUUCUUAGGGACAUUUGUACUAAGUUUUGUUGUUGUACUGAUUCGUUCUCGGCGCUCAUCUCUUGAAGAGGCAGUGGAUAAAGAUGAUUUUGACGAUAGUGAUGAACCAAUGGUUCGAAUAUAAAAUCCGGAGGAAAUUUAGCUUUUUACAUUUUUUGUUGGCUUGAACAACUUUCUUUUUAGUUGAUAUAGAAAUGCUUAUUUAUUAAAGGAUUAAAAAGAUGAGUGUAAAUAAAUGUAUUUAUAGUA